GUUAAUUGCUAAAAAAAAUAAAGUGCAGGGGGUAAACUAUGUGUGUUUCCUUUUGGAGUUGGAUUAAAUAUUAGAGUUCCUCGAAUCUGUCUAGGGAUUCCGUGAUGCUGGCUGGUGAGGGAUUCAUUUUUCGUAUUUGUUCGCAUAAUAAUUCUGGAGCGAUCGAUGGUUUUUGAGAAGAAGAGAUGGAUUACUACAAGAUAUUAGAGUUAAAUAAGAAUGCAGCGAAGGAAGAAAUUAAAGAAGCGUAUAAGAGAUUGGCUCUCAAAUAUCACCCAGAUAAGCAUUCCCAAUCCUCGAAGGUAGUAAGAGAAAAUGCAACUCUCAGAUUUAAACAGCUCUCCGAGGCCUACCAAAUUCUAUCCGACGAUCGAAAGCGUGCUGAUUACAACAUCCGUUCUUCCAGUCACAGUAAAAGUAAUCAUAGCUAUGGCUAUGAAAAUUAUUCCCGUUCGUAUAAGAGUCAGCACAGAACCGGUUAUGGUGGUGCUGGUUACGCCUCCAAGUUGGAUUCUGUUUUUCGCUUCUUAACCACACGUGCUUUUCUUCUCAAUUUUGCCUUUGCUGGUGCUUUAAUUGGUGGAACAUUUAUAAUAGAUAUGAGCAGGGAGGCACUUUGGAAAAUACACAAUACUGGAAAAUCAUUUGAAGAAGCCAUGGCCUCUGUCGAGAAAGCCAAGGCAGAUAAGACAUGAGGUGUAAGAUCGUCGUUUAUGUCCCUUGUUGUCUAGUAAUCGGGCCAUGUGCACUGCAUAGUUACUCUUCAACCACGAGUAUUUGCUGCUAGAUCUGCACUGAUUGGUGAUAUGUCACUAUCCUCUUUGACCAAGAGUAUCAUUACUGUUACAUUUAUUCUUGUCCUAUAUGCGGAGUUGUUCUAUUGUAUAGCAUGUGUAAAGUACUGUCUAAUGUAAAAUUAUAGCUUAUCUAAGCUAAAUAUAUUAAAUGUCCAAUACGAGCAUUACUCAAUGCUCAAUAUUUAUAUUUCCUCA
Molecule: messenger RNA, 992 nt
Organism: Ricinus communis (castor bean)
Lineage: Eukaryota; Viridiplantae; Streptophyta; Magnoliopsida; Malpighiales; Euphorbiaceae
Product: chaperone protein dnaJ 72
Exons: 3
Coding region: 186-695 (169 amino acids)
Source: RefSeq, a predicted model, not a curated record